Xenopus laevis (African clawed frog) is the source of this 1043-nucleotide messenger RNA. RefSeq names its product olfactory receptor 5. Lineage: Eukaryota; Metazoa; Chordata; Amphibia; Anura; Pipidae. The transcript has a single exon. Bases 72 to 1043 code for a protein of 323 amino acids. The record is from RefSeq and is a predicted model, not a curated record.
AAUGCCUCUAUUUUAAAAGUCCACGGUGUGAGUACUGUUUGUAAUGUAUACUGUAUUUUUACUACUAGGCAAUGGGCAUGAAGAACCAGACGUGGGUCAGUGAGAUUGUUCUCUUAGGAUUUCAGAAUCUCCACAACUUCAAGUUCCCCCUGUUCUCUCUGUUCCUUCUGAUUUACAAUCUCACAGUUUGGGAGAACGUCCUCAUCAUAGUGUUGGUGUCCUCCAGCCGGAACCUCCAGUCCCCCAUGUACUUCUUUCUCCAGCAACUGUCCCUAUGUGACCUUCUAGAAUCCACAAUUAUUUUACCCAUCUUGCUCCAAACUGUAUUUUAUGAUAAAGUCAUAUUGCCUUUUAUUGGUUGUAUGAUACAGUUUUCAAUUUUUGCUGUUCCAGAAGCUUUUGAGUGUUUGCUUCUAGCAGUAAUGUCCUAUGACAGAUAUGUGGCCAUUUGUAACCCACUGCGUUACUCUUCUAUAAUGUCCCACAGGGUUUGUGUCAAAUUAAUUCUGAUAUCAUGGCUGCUAAGCUUCAUGUUUGCAUUGCUUCUUGCCAAUACAGUUGUUACCCUACAGUUCUGUAACCAAAAUACUAUAAACCAUUUCUUUUGUGAUUUCUUUCCACUUCUAGAGCUUUCCUGCUCAGAUACUUAUUUAGUACAUUUAAAUAUUAUCUUAGAAUCUAUUCCUGUUGUUUUCUUCCCCUUUAUAUUUAUAAUUGUAUCCUAUAUGUGUAUUGGCCGUGCAAUCAAAAAUAUAACGUCCAAUACUGGGAGACAAAAAGCCUUCUCCACCUGCAGCUCCCACUUGGCUGUGGUCUCCAUAUUUUAUGGAACUAUAAUCGCUAUUUAUAUGGUUCCCCCCAGAAAGGAAUCCCAGACUAUAAGUAAAGUUCUGUCUCUGUUAUACACAGUAGUGACCCCAUUGGUUAACCCACUUAUUUACAGCCUGAGAAGUAAAGAUAUCAGAGAUGUCAUUCAGAAAUGUAUAAAUAAAAUAGAAUAUUCUGUAAAUAGGCAGAAGGCCUUGAAAGGUUUAAACAUGUAA